GCUCGUUUUAACAUCCCACCCUGCACCGUCCACGUCCACGUCCACGCAUCAGGAAGGAUGAGCCCAUUGUAAAUCCCUCAUUUGCGCCGAGAGCAGCGGGCUGCGCGCAUCGCGCGCCUCAUGACGCUUCUCUCCGCCACGCACCGGGAACCGGACUGACACCGGCACAGGGCGCGACCACAGCUCCGUCCUCGCGCUCAGCGGCCGAUGCUCGUUCUUAUUCGAAGGAGUGGACGUCUUUUUCUGUUCGUUUCUUCAGUGGACGCCGCAGUUUCCCACAACAAACAAGGUUUAAAAUGAACGAGGGGCCGGAGAACAACCUGAGCCAGCUCUGCGACAACUGGACGACCUACAACUCCUCCUCAGGGUCGGCGCUGCCUCCGAACAACAUCACCUACGUUGGAUUUUACCUGCACCAGCCGUCCACCGCCGCCAUCUUCAUCGUGUCCUACCUGCUCAUCUUCCUCGUGUGCAUGGUGGGGAACGGAGUGGUGUGCUUCAUAGUCCUGCGGAGCAGGAACAUGCGCACCGUCACCAACCUGUUCAUCCUGAACCUCGCUGUGAGCGACCUCCUGGUCGGGAUCUUCUGCAUGCCCACGACCCUCCUGGACAACAUCAUCACAGGAUGGCCCUUUGGAAGCCUGGUCUGCAAAAUGAGUGGGAUGGUGCAGGGGAUUUCUGUGUCAGCAUCGGUCUUCACUCUAGUUGCCAUUGCCGUAGACAGAUUCAGAUGCAUCGUCUACCCAUUCAAGCAAAAGCUGACCAUCUCCACAGCCACCUUGAUAAUAGUCAUCAUCUGGGUGCUGGCCAUAUCCAUCAUGUGUCCCUCCGGCGUGAUGCUACAGGUGACAAAGGAACACAGCGUUCGGGUUUUACUGGGCUACGACAACAAAACAAGUCCAUUUUACUGGUGCAGAGAGAACUGGCCCAACCAGGAGAUGAGGAAGAUUUACACAACUGUCCUGUUCGCAAACAUCUACCUCGCCCCCCUGUCACUCAUCGUCAUCAUGUAUGCCCGGAUUGGCAUUACGCUUUUCAAGACAGCUGUUCCCGGAGGAGGAAAGCCCGGCCAUGAAAACCGCCACACCGUGUCAAAGAAAAAGCAGAGGGUGAUAAAGAUGCUUCUGAUAGUCGCUCUGCUCUUCAUCCUUUCCUGGCUGCCGCUGUGGACCCUCAUGAUGCUGAGCGACUACGCCAGCCUGACAGAGAAUCAGUACAGGAUCAUCAACAUUUACAUUUAUCCCUUUGCCCACUGGCUAGCUUUCUUCAACAGCAGCGUCAACCCCAUCAUCUACGGUUUCUUUAACGAGAAUUUCCGCAGAGGAUUUCAAGCCGUGUUCAAGUUCAGCUUGUGCACAGUGGACGGACAGAGGAGGAAAACCUACUCGCACAGGCUGCAGGGAAACUCCGUGCUCCCAGCCAAUAAUGCACAAACUUCACUGGAGCCCAUUUCUCUCAACAGCCUGGAUAAAAACACCUCCAGGAGACUCAAUCGUGUCACCGAGCAGGAUUUGGUCAUGGAGGACUUGGAAAAGGGAUCAUGCAGUAGUGGCGGUGUGACAGCCGUGUCCAUUUGAGUUGACAGAGACAUUCUUCAAGGUGACAAGCAAAGGUCCAAGUUUCAAGGAAACUGUUCGUACAGAACUACUCGAAGCAAAGCCAUCCAGACAGAGCAACUAAACUGCAAAUCUCGAAAGCCGACAGUUUAAAAGCUGAUGUCUAAUCUGUCAAAUGCAAUUUGAAAUGAAAAAUGAGCGCUGCCAUGAGGUAGAUAAGAAAUAGGACAACACUGGCCCUCGAGGGUCCGGCAGCAAGCGGUGCGUUUGGUGGCUCAGGUUUAGCUCUGAUACAGAUGCCUUCGUGAAGAGACUGCUGGACUCAGCAAAUGUAAGAGUGAGAACGAAGCUUUUCUUCUCACCUUUAAGGAAAUGCAUGUUGCCAUGUUAUGAAAUGGAAGCAGUUCUGUGUCCAGUUGUCAACAAGGGGAAAGGUCUAAUUUUCCAAUGCAUAGUUUACCGAGUUAAUAACGGGCUGCUCCACCAGCUGCCACUAUCAAAACAGUGCACAAAGACGCAGGUCACACAUUAAUUACAAUAACUGAGUCACUCCAACCUCGGUCUUCAGUGCUAAUGACAAUAAGUACCCUGAAGAGGAAAACCUGACCUGUAGAAUGAGUCGUGCCAAAUAUUUGAACCAUUACUGUUCUGGAAGAGCGAGCAAAUAACAAGCCAAGACUUCUGCACAGCGACAGAAGCUGUAAAACCUUUCUGGACCAGCACCAUUUAACAGGUGGUUCAGGAAGUGACAACUAAGAUCUUUCUACAUCUGCAGCUCACAUUUUAAACUGGUAAAUGAGUCCUAGUGUUUGUACAGUAGAUGUUUCAUGCAGGACAGUGCUUCAUUGUAGAUUUACCAUCAAGGACUUCACCAUUCGUUGUUUUCUCACUUAUGCUUGACGACACACAUUAUUUACUUUUCCAAUUACGCAGGUGAGUUGAGGACCAGUCAAGUGUGAUCUGACAUCGUCUUUUCAUCACUCAUGUGAAGCUGAAGCAACUUUACAAUUUUUGCCUUGAAAAGCAUUUAACAAAGAUGCUUAUUAGCAUUCAGUGACUUUGACGACUUGCCAAUAGCCGAGACUCAUUAUUCUGAUUAAUGAGUUUAUUAUAACUCUAAUUAACAUCAUUCUGAGGCCUUUGAUAAACUCUCAUGCCAACAGGACCAUUGUUUCUGUUUUACUAAAUUCAGGCCACAUACUGGAGCUUUUUUUCACAAACAAAAAAGGUUUUGCUGUCAAUUAGCUGAACAGUAAAGUUAAUUGAAAGUGAAAUCUGCUUUUGACGUUGUCCAGUAUCUGUUGUAGAAGAAGCAGUGAAGGUUUGAGAUUAGUCUGCAGCAGAAGAGCGCCCUGACACGAAGGUGUGACAAAAUAAUUCCAGACUCAUUAUUACAUUUAAACAUUUUAAUUUGUAAUCUGUAUUUUCAGUUUAAAUAACAGUUUUUUUUAAAUUUUCCAAUAUGUUUGGCUGAUGAAUGUCAGUAAAUAAACUACAGACGUAGGGAAAAAAAACAAUAAACACGGUUCAGAACCAGGACAAAGCAAAGCUGAACAAUAAAAUUUUAAACGAGUUGCACUAAAUUGAAUUUACUAUUGAUAGUAAUACAGUAUGUUGGGUUAAGGUUCCAGCUGAAUGAAUUACCAUCCAUGAUUUUAUUCAGGAUCUGCUCUGUAAACAUACAACAGGAAUCCGAUCAGAAUUUAUUCAUGACUCUCUCAUAAGCCCGUUAUGAAUGUGCCAUGUGAAUGUCACAUCAGUGUUCUGCUGUUUUUUUUUUCUUUUCUCUCUGUGAAUGUUUUGUGCAGUCGACCGUGCAGUAAAUAAGAAAAUAUCUUUCGUCUAAUGUGAGUAUGUUUAGUAGGAGUAGGAACGAAAACGUGAUUAUGUUUGUCUGUGUGAAUUUAUGAUUUGGAAAGUUCUUGCUGGGUUGAGAACUUAAAAAAAAGAAACCAUAGGGGAUGUGCUUACUUUACAUCUUUACUCUUCUAGUGUCUGGUAUUAUUUUUAAAAAAGAUUAUUUUAAUAUCUGUACAGCACACAUGUAAAAAUGAUACUAUACUAAUAAUUCACUGCAUCCUCUAACUUCUCAAAUGGAUAUAAAAAGGUUUGAAACCACAGGCGGCAUGCUACUGUACAUGGGCUGGAAACCAUCGUGGAGGUUCUUAGCUUCUGUCCUGGUGCAGUAACUAAACCCAUGUCACAGACUUCUCUACAGUGUUUUCAGAACAUCCAUAAAACAGGUGUCACGUUCUCACACUUUGAUUGUCUGAUUUGCUCUUUUUCACUGCCAGGCACAGACCAACUUGUGCUGCAACAAGAGGGUUUAGUUGUCCGGUCUCUGAGCUGUUCUGCAGUAACCUCACGUCUACUACUGCAGUCAAAGCCGGGGCUAAAAGAUUUGGACAGUUGUCAAGAGAAGGCAUCUCAAGUUAGGACAGGAUGUCCACAUCAUCCGGGUCGCUGCAUGUUUACCGCCCCCCCUUAAAUCCACUGGAAGCUGUUUGGCGUUUUGUCACAUCCUAGUGACUGGCUCUUCUGGUGACUGCGUGCAAAAUGAAUGAGUGAAUGGAUUGUUGAAAUGUUACAGCUGAACUCACACAUACUUGCAACCCACAGAGCUGAAUGAACCUCCAAGAUGGCACCAACCCAUUUAUUUGAAUAUUGCCUUUUCACCAGUUCCAAAAUCCUUCUUUUUCAAUACCUUCUUCUGGAAUAUGCAUAGUUAAAGUUGAUGCUAUCAGUCGGCUGACAGACAAUUUUCAGCCAGAGUGUGUUUAAGAACACUUGGAAACCGAAUCCAGCUCCAUGUCUGUCAGCUUCAAGUAGUUUGUACAAUAAAUGGAAACGAACUUUCUAAACAGAGAGAGCGAGCACAAAGUGACAGGUGUUUCACUAUUGAGUGUAAUGAAUCUGUAAAUCUCGUUGCCUGUGGUGAAACCCUCCUGCUUCUAUGUCAACCCUGUAUGGAUGAACAGCUAAACGCCCUUUUGGUACCUCUGUACUGUUUAGUUUGCAUGUAAAUAUAUCUUGUAGCAUGUGUGCUUUCAGUGUUUGCACAUACGCAUCCCUAAAUAAUCUUUAAAACCUUUAUAUGUUGGGACACAAAUGAUAGUUUUUACAUUAAGAAGAGAUUUUAUAGAGCGUAAACGUCCCAUUUAAUUGUGAAGGGCUAUUCAUCACGCGAUCUAUUACCUCUGUGAUUGUCUGAACAAAACCCAAGUGCAGGGUUUUAGAGUCAAAGUUGUUGGUAUUGAAACAGGCCUGAUGACGUCACUCAUACUUUUCACUGCACCUGAUUUGAUGUAAUUUAUGAAAAACAAUCAGAAUUGAUAUAAUUGAUAUAAAUAACAAAAACUCUUGUGCCUCAAGGAAAUGUCAACACAAAUAGUAAAAUAAAUAAAUAAAUCUGUUUUGCAUAACUGAUACUAUGAACUAAAUUUUAUUAUAUUAUCGUACAUUUUCCCUCCUAAGGGAAAUAAAAAUAAACUAAAAGGAAAACAGUAAAAGCAGAGCAAUCCAACCAUAAGAUGCCACAUUCUGCCAUAUUGGGAUUCACACUGAAGUGGUCCCGUGUUUUCAGUUACAGCACAAGCAGCUUAGUUGGCGGUGGUGUGACGUUACGAGAGACAACGCCAGACGUUCAGGUUCUGCUUAAGUCACAUGUUGAUACACGUAAACGCUACCAGCCGCAUCCCAGUCUCCUGAAUUUCAACUGAAAUGACAUGCAACAUGAUAAAGUUUCAGUAUUUUCAGCUGAAUGUUUAAUAGAAUAUUACAUAAGCAAAAGAAAAAACUAUUUUCUAUUAAACAAUAUUAGGCCUAGAACCUUUUGUGUUACAGUCAGAUGUUGCAGAAAAAAACCACAUAAUAAUAAAUAAUAAUAAUAAUAAAUAAUAAUAAUAAUAAAUAAUAAUAAUAGGUAAAGUCAACCAGUUUGACUAAAAAAUUAUUGAGUUUUCUUUACCAAUGUGGUAAUGAGCCUUAGAACAGUGGAAAAACUGGAUGUCAGGUUAAAUCCUGGAGCAACCAGCUCUCUGAAUGUAGGGGUCCUGGAGCAGGCUGCUAAACAGGAGCAGUUUACAGGAUUAAUGCAACGUAGGGUGGGUUUGCUGAGGACGAUGGUUCAGGAGAAAAAGUUGGCGAAGCCGCCAAGUGGCCUGACUCGACUUAUCCAGAUUAUAGUAUGGUGCUUUCAUUUUUUUCAGCACAUGCCGUUUAUUCUUAGAAAACCUAAAAUUAAGGCUGUGUCCGAAAUCCUUCACUCUUCAUACACAGUAGAAUCUGCUCACUCAUUUUAGAACUAGCAUGUUGUCCAGUGCACAAACUUCCGUCCUCAGUAUAACAUAAUAUAUCGCCACCUAGAAGAUGUUUACAUCAGUAGAACAAUGAGCAGCCUGUAAAAGUGAGAACAGUGAGAGACUUUGGACAUCGUCUUCUUCAGUUCUUUUCCAAAGAAAAGAUAAUGCCUGCCUUUGUGUUCUAAGCGCACUCAGUGACCAGAGACUCUUCAUAUCAUUGUAUUUGAAGCACUUCCAGUGACGACGGACACAUUCAAGCGCUCAAGCAGGGACGUGAAGCAUUGUAGUGUCAGAAACGUGCAGUCCAGCGUGCACGUCUGGUCAUACAGAUAAUGGAGAACUGUGAUGAUGAAACCAUUUCAGCCAGUGGAGGGAGGUCUUAUAUGCUGUGUGAUGUCUAGACUGAUAUAAUGGGAUGUUCCAAAUCGCCUGUCAGUGGAGAGAUGAACAUGAACAUGCACAUGUUUGUGAAUGGAGCUUUGUCAUCCUCACAGUAUAACCAGGACAAUCCACUGUGAACACAGCUUUGUCGAAAUAACCCCUCACAUGUGAAGAGAAGGACAUAAAUUGAAUGGCUCUGGUCACUGAGUGUGUUUUUCUUUACAGUAUAUUGAACCGUUUUUCUUCUGAUAAUUGUUUAAUCCACGCUGGGAAACUGUGGUUUUAUGCUUUUCUGUCUUGCCUUUGUAUUAAGAUAUUUCAAUGUGCCCAAACUGAGAGAGGGCAUCUGUGUUCUUGUUAACAGCAAACUGUCCAAAUGGUCAUUAAUAAAAGAUAUUGGUCUGACGUUAA
Molecule: messenger RNA, 6649 nt
Organism: Betta splendens (Siamese fighting fish)
Lineage: Eukaryota; Metazoa; Chordata; Actinopteri; Anabantiformes; Osphronemidae
Gene: npffr2a
Product: neuropeptide FF receptor 2a
Exons: 4
Coding region: 297-1577 (426 amino acids)
Biological process (GO): regulation of cAMP-dependent protein kinase activity; G protein-coupled receptor signaling pathway; regulation of adenylate cyclase activity
Cellular component (GO): membrane
Molecular function (GO): peptide binding; opioid receptor binding; neuropeptide receptor activity
Source: RefSeq, a predicted model, not a curated record